Messenger RNA from Capsicum annuum, 2716 nucleotides. Its product is annotated as bZIP transcription factor 17. The coding region runs from base 186 to 2486 and encodes 766 amino acids. The record is from RefSeq and is a predicted model, not a curated record. Gene Ontology annotation, biological process: regulation of DNA-templated transcription. NCBI's taxonomy places the organism in Eukaryota, Viridiplantae, Streptophyta, Magnoliopsida, Solanales, Solanaceae. The transcript has 2 exons. Gene Ontology annotation, molecular function: DNA-binding transcription factor activity.
AACUUUUCUUGAAACAAUUGUGUCAAGGUCAAGUAAACGAAAAUGAAAGGGAGGAUUUUUGUAAUCUUUUAUUUUCCCCACUAUAAAACAAAGUCAAUAUGUAAGCGUGUAAUCCAUUCUUCUCUCUAAAAAAAUAAAUUAAUACUAAAAUCUCACUUUCAUCAAAUUGGGGGAAAAUUCUAGAUAUGGGCGAUUCAGUUGUGGCCGAUCCACCACCUUUGACGUCGGGGGAAAUGGCGGCGAAUCCUGCCGGAGAAUUUGACGGUCUUCCAGUUCCACCUUUUGAUGGUAAUUUUUUCGCUCAACAAAUGACGUCAGCAGAUCACAAUGAUUUUCCGAUUGAAUUCCAGCUUGAUGAUAUCGAUUUCGAUCUGUCGUUCGAUGAUUUUUUUCAGAAUCCUUGUGAUGGUAAUUUGCCUGAUGUUCUCGGGUCGGAUCCGGGUCUGAUUGACCCGAAUAGCUUCGGUAAAAUCGGGGAUUUUGAUUCCUCCUUCGAUGAUUGUCUUAAGGAACCUCCGGGUUCGAAUUUGGGGCACAUGGACCCUUAUUGCUUUGGCCAAAUUGGGGAUUUUGACAAUAUUGAUGAAUCUUCUGGAAAUGUUAAGCUGACGUCAACAGAUACGUCAUCGCCGGAGCUUUAUCAGAGUUCGAGCAGCUCUGGGGUUUUGAAUGAACAGGGUUCUACCGAUGUUUUCGGGUACUUGAACGUGUCAUCACCGGUGUCGAAUGGAUCGAACAACAAAGAUUUGAGCGACGUGAAGGUUAAGGCUUUGAAUUGUCAUUCACCGGAGUCGCAGGGUUCAGGGCAUUGUGGUUCAAAUCUCUCAGAAGGGCUGAAUUAUCAAUCUGAUUCGAAUAAAUCGGUACAUUCUUCUCCGAAUUUAGGUAAUAAUUCUAUGAAAGGUGUUGUUGUUGAACAGAAAUUUAAAGUUGAGCGUGUUAAUGCUGGUAUAAGUAAAUGUAGCUCGAUAUUGAAGAGGAAAAAGUGUAGUGAAGAUUCGAAUAACAUAAACAAAAUCCAAAAGUCUAAUACUUUUUCUUUGAGUGAUAAUGUUAAUAGUGAAGAGGAUGAAAAGAGGUUAGCUAGAUUGAUUAGGAAUAGGGAAAGUGCUCAUUUGUCGAGGCAAAGGAAGAAGCAUUAUGUUGAGGAAUUAGAGGAUAAAAUUAGGAUGAUGCAUUCGACAAUUCAAGAUUUGAAUGCUAAGGUGUCGUAUGUAAUGGCGGAAAAUGUAACUCUAAGGACACAGCUUGGGGGUGCUGGUGUACCUCCUCCAGUGCCGCCACCACCGGGGAUGUAUCCCCAUCCUCCUGUGAUGUAUCCGUGGAUGGGAUAUACGCCACCUUAUAUGAUGAAGCCACAGGGAUCACAAGUGCCCUUGGUUCCCAUUCCGAAGUUGAAAUCUCAGGCCGCAGCGCCUGCGCCAAAAAGUAGCAAGAAAGUGGAGAAAAAGAAGAGUGAGGUGAAAACUAAGAAGGUUGCUAGUAUUAGCUUCCUUGGUGUGUUGUUCUUCAUGGUGCUCUUUGGUGGGUUGGUUCCUUUAUUGAAUGUGAGAUAUGGAGGUGUGAGGGAACCAUUUACAAGUGGAGAUUCUUUUGGGAGUGGAUUUUCCGAUAAACAUCAUGGAAGAAUCUUAACUGUUGACAGGCCUGUGAAUGGGACUGGUUAUUCUGGGAAAUCCGGUGGAAAAGAUCAUAGCUCACAUUGUGGCCGGGGUGAAAGCCCUGUAGAUGAAUUUGUUCGCAUGGGCAAUGGUAGUGAUCCUCUAGCAGCCUCUUUGUUUGUCCCGAGGAAUGAUAAACUUGUUAAGAUUGACGGGAACUUGAUUAUUCAGUCUGUAUUAGCAAGUGAGAAAGCCAUGGCAUCUCAUGGAAGUGCUGAUAAGAACAAUAGAGGGACCGGCCUCGCGGUUCCUGGAGAUUUAGCCCCUGCUAUUCCCGGAACCCAUCCUCGCCUUUAUCGAAGUCCUGCACAAAGGGCUCUUGGAACUGGGGAGGAGGAGAAUGGAAAGUCAACUAUGCAGCAGUGGUUCCUUGAAGGUGUUGCUGGACCUUUGUUGAGUUCAGGCAUGUGUACAGAAGUGUUCCAGUUCGAUGUGUCAUCUUCUGCUCCAGGAGCCAUAGUUCAUGCUACCAAUGCUAGAAAUGUGUCUAUGGAAGAAAGUCAGAACGCCACACGCAUCCACAGAAAUAGAAGGAUCCUCAAUGGUCCUUCCGUUUCCCUUUCUAGUCCCUCUCACAACAUUUCUGAAGAACAGAAUGGAACAGGUGGUAAGCAAGAGAACUUCACCGGGAACAAGUCACUUUCUUCCAUGGUAGUAUCUGUUCUGGUUGAUCCAAGAGAGGCAGGUGAUGCCAAUGGUGAUGGUAUCAUGGGUCCGAAGUCCCUCUCUCGGAUAUUCGUUGUUGUGCUGAUCGACAGUGUCAAGUAUGUCACGUAUUCUUGCAUGCUUCCCUUUAAAGGAUCUACUCCUUUAGUGACUACCUGAAGAUAUAGAGCGUUCAUGUAGCAGAAGCGUCAUUGAUAACCAAUUUUGUAGAUAGCAUAAGAUCUACUGAUAGUCUUCACUGUUUACAUAGCUUCAAUAUAUGUAAUAGUAUUUUACUUAAACAGCUAUCAUUAACUUAUGUGUUCUUCUAUGUGUGUAAUAUGUUUCUGCAAUAAUACAUUAUGCUCCUUAGUUAUCGAAAAAAGAAAGUGAACGUUCAUUAAGCUCUA